AUCGUUUGUAAAAGUCGCAAUUAAAAUGGCGGCGCCCAUGCGGCUGUAAUCUUCAGACGGUCACAUCAGUGAUUAUAGUGGAGAAGCAUGGGUGACUUGAAGAAUAUAGACACUGAAAACCUCUCAGCACCUGUCAAAGAAAUAGAGGAGAAAUGGAAACUGCUACCAUCAUUUCUGAAGGUGAAGGGGCUUGUCAAGCAACAUAUAGACUCAUUCAACUACUUCAUCAACGUAGAUAUCAAGGAGAUAAUGAAGGCCAAUGACAAGAUCACCAGUGACGCUGAUCCUAACUUCUAUAUGAAGUAUCUGAACAUUUAUGUUGGAAUGCCAGAUGUAGAAGAGGGGUUCAACAUCACCAAACCAAUUUCUCCACAUGAGUGUCGUCUACGAGACAUGACCUACUCAGCACCCAUCACAGUGGAUAUCGAGUACACGCGAGGCAAUCAGCGAAUUGUGCGUAACAACCUGCUCAUAGGGAGAAUGCCCAUCAUGCUGAGGAGUUCCAACUGCGUGCUGCAUGCCAAGAGUCCUGCAGAGAUGGCUAAGCUCAACGAGUGCCCCAUGGACCCAGGGGGCUACUUCAUCGUCAGGGGGACAGAGAAGGUGGUACUCAUUCAGGAACAGCUCUCUAAGAACAGGAUGAUCGUGGACACCGACGUCGGCAGGAAAGGGAGUGUCGUGUGCUCUGUGACUAGCUCAACUCAUGAGAGAAAGACUAAGACUGAUGUAAUAGUCAAGCAUGACAAGUACUACAUGAAGCAGAACUCGUUCUCAGAGGACAUUCCCAUAGCGAUUAUCUUCAAAGGUAUGGGGUUCGAGUGUGAGCAGGAGUUUGUUCAGAUGAUAGGCAGUGAAGAGUCGGUGCUAGGGGCAGUGGCCCCGUGUCUAGAGGAAUGCCAUAAGGCGGGCGUUUUCACUCAGCUACAGGCGUUGAAGUACAUUGGCAACCGUAUCCGUCAACGUCGUAUGUGGGGAGGUCCAAAGAAGACAAAAGUGGAUGAGGCGAGAGACGUGCUACAUGGGGUCAUCCUAUCUCAUGUGCCAGUGGUGGAGUGGAACUUCAAGAUGAAGGCAGUGUAUCUGGGCCUGAUGGUGCGUCGUGUCAUACAGGCCCAGCAGGGCCUCGUCAAGGGAGACGACAGGGAUUACUAUGGCAACAAGAGACUUGAGCUAGCCGGGUCACUGAUAUCACUGCUGUUUGAAGACCUCUUCAAGAAGUUUAAUACUGAGCUGAAGAAGAUAGCAGAUGUAACGAUCCCCAAACCCAGAGCGGCCCAGUUUGACAUCGUGAAGCAUAUGCGUCAGGACCAGAUUACCAACGGCCUUGUACAGGCAAUAUCUACAGGUAACUGGACGAUCAAGCGAUUCAAGAUGGACCGUGCAGGUGUCACUCAGGUCCUCACACGCCUCUCCUACAUCUCAGCACUUGGCAUGAUGACCAGGAUCUCGUCACAGUUUGAAAAGACGCGUAAAGUGAGUGGACCCAGGUCCCUACAGCCCUCACAGUGGGGUAUGCUGUGCCCGUCUGACACACCAGAAGGGGAGGCUUGUGGGCUUGUAAAGAACCUUGCCUUGAUGACCCACAUCACCACAGACCAUGACGAGGGUCCGAUCAUCCGCCUGGCGUUCAACCUCGGCGUGGAAGACAUCCAGCUACUGAGUGGCGCUGAAAUCACCAGCAAAUACGUCUUCACUGUGUUCCUUAAUGGUAAUAUUCUUGGUGUCAUCCGUAACUACAAGCGCCUGGUGAGGACCUUUAGACUGAUGAGGCGUGCAGGCUACAUCAAUGAGUUUGUCUCCAUCUGCCCAAACAUGUCCCACAGAUGUGUGUACAUAUCCUCAGAUGCUGGCAGAGUCUGUAGGCCGUACAUCAUCGUGACAAAGUGCAAACCCCUGGUGACCAACCAGCACAUUCAGGAGCUCAACCAGGGCUUCCGCUGCUUUGAAGAUUUCCUUAAGGAGGGCCUCGUGGAGUAUCUCGACGUCAAUGAGGAGAACGACUGCCUCAUUGCUCUCUAUGAGAAGGAGAUCACACCGUCCACAACUCACCUGGAGAUUGAGCCAUUCACCAUCCUGGGCGUGUGUGCAGGCCUGAUCCCCUACCCCCACCACAACCAGUCCCCACGCAACACAUACCAGUGUGCUAUGGGCAAACAAGCCAUGGGCACUAUUGCUUACAACCAGAGGAACCGUAUCGACACCUUGAUGUACCUUCUGUGCUACCCCCAGGCUCCCCUAGUCAAGACAAAGACAAUAGAGUUGAUCAACUUUGACAAGCUCCCUGCAGGCCAGAAUGCCACAGUGGCCGUGAUGUCAUACAGUGGAUAUGAUAUAGAGGAUGCAUUGGUCAUCAAUAAGGCAUCAUUAGACAGAGGUUUUGGCCGUUGUUUGGUGUACAAGAAGCAGCAGGCCACGCUGCGACGCUAUGCCAACCAGACCUUCGACAAGGUGAUGGGACCAAUGGUGGACGCAGCUACACGCAAACCUGUCUGGAGACAUUCUGCACUGGACUCGGAUGGGAUCUGUGCUCCUGGUGAGAUGAUUGAGAACAAGCAGGUGUUUAUCAACAAGUGGAUGCCUACGAUGACCAACAGUCCCCUGCAGUCUUCCGCUGAUGCAGAGAAGCAGACUGACUAUCGGGAAGUACCAAUAACGUACAAGGGUUCUGUCCCCUCGUAUGUUGAGAAGGUGAUGAUCACCUCCAACUCGGAGGAACCUUUUCUCGUGAAGAUCCUCCUGCGGCAGACGCGACGACCAGAGAUCGGUGACAAGUUCAGCAGCAGACAUGGCCAGAAGGGGGUUACAGGCCUGAUAGUUCCACAAGCUGACAUGCCAUUUUCAGAUUUGGGAAUCUGUCCAGAUGUGAUCAUGAACCCUCAUGGCUACCCCUCACGAAUGACUGUUGGGAAACUGAUGGAGCUGCUAGGAAGUAAGGCUGGGGUACUGGACGGGAAAUUCCAUUAUGGAACAGCGUUUGGUGGAGACAAGGUAUUGGACCUAUCAGAAGACCUGAUUCGUCAUGGUUUCAACUACCUAGGCAAGGAUUAUGUCACAUCUGGUAUCACUGGGGAGCCACUCUCUGUGUAUGUGUACUAUGGCCCAAUCUACUACCAGAAGCUGAAGCACAUGGUGUUGGACAAGAUGCAUGCCAGAGCCAAGGGUCCCCGGGCUGUAUUGACACGGCAACCAACGGAGGGCAGAUCUCGUGACGGAGGCCUCAGGCUUGGGGAAAUGGAGCGUGACUGUCUUAUUGGAUACGGGGCCAGCAUGCUGUUAUUGGAGCGUCUGAUGAUCUCCAGUGAUGCCUUCGAGGUUGACGUCUGUGAGCAGUGUGGCCUGCUGGGAUACCUUGGAUGGUGCCAGUACUGCAAGUCCUCCAAGCACGUGUCUACACUGAAGAUGCCCUAUGCAUGUAAACUAUUGUUCCAGGAACUUCUGUCUAUGAACAUUGUGCCUCGCCUUUCAUUGAAACGUUACAAUGAAGUAUAGCACAUGGGGUGUUAGUAGUUGAUAGUUCAUGUGUGAUGAUGUUUUGUUAAAAUGAUACAAGGAAGUAUUGUGAAACCUGUGAGGAGUAAAAGACAAAAUGUGGUCAUUAUUUAUGUUGUUCAUUUGCAAAAUAAGAGGAACAUACUUAAGUCAAUAUUAUAACUCAAUUUUGAGUUUUUACAAAUUUUGUAAAACGAGUUUAAAGGGACCUUUUUACAGAUUUUGGCAUGUAUUGAAGCUUGUCAUGAACUUAUUUAAAUUGUUAAAUGUAAACAUAAGAACUAAAUAGCUCCAGUAAAAACGAGAAUAAAAUUAAAGAAAAACAAGAAAUCCUCAAUAGGGCUCGAAACACUGACCCUUAUAGUAAAAGUGAAGCACUUAAACCACUCGGCCAUUGGUGCUCAUAUGAUGGCCAAGUACUUCAUGCUUUGUAUAAGCAUUGAUGUCACAAAAUAUAACAAUAACAACAGAACUCACCAAAUUAUUCAAUUGUUUUAGGUUUUUAAAUUAUCAAAAGAUGAAACAAAUCUGAUUUUUUUUUUCAAACUUGUCAUUUUACCAAAAUGUGAAAAGGUCCCUUUAAACAUCAUGCUCGACUUGGUGAUGGCACAUAUUAUUUUUUGGACUAGGCUCUAAGUGUGAGCAAGAAUAUGUAAUUCUAAAACAAAAAUGAGACUUGAGAUAUUUCGUGAGCUGACCGAGAUUCUCUGUGCUCAACAGAAUGGACACUCAAAACUCAUCUGAGUUGAGCUUCACAUUUGAUAAUGUUUACGAUACUAGGCCAUGGUGAUCUAAAUGCAGACAUGGGAAUGCAAAGUACAUGGCAGAAAUCACAAGCUUUAAUGUGGGCUUUUCUCAUGAUUUUGAGGGCUAUUUGAUGAAGCAAAACUGUACCCUAAACAAUAAUAGCCAACAAUCUGGAUAAAACAUCUGGGUGUACACCAUUUGAAUCCAAGGCAUUGGCAAGUCAGUUUAUAAGUGAUUUUAUUAUAUGCAUAUAUUAUAUUCCUAAUAACAUUUGUGCAUCAAAAUAAGUUGUUAAUUGAUUUGUUAUGCUCUUCAAAGGUUGUUUGUUCAAUCAUCAUUAAAUCCAGCUUAUUAGA
Dreissena polymorpha is the source of this 4592-nucleotide messenger RNA. Its product is annotated as DNA-directed RNA polymerase III subunit RPC2-like. Lineage: Eukaryota; Metazoa; Mollusca; Bivalvia; Myida; Dreissenidae. The coding region runs from base 88 to 3489 and encodes 1133 amino acids. Gene Ontology annotation, biological process: DNA-templated transcription. Gene Ontology annotation, cellular component: RNA polymerase III complex. Gene Ontology annotation, molecular function: DNA binding; ribonucleoside binding; DNA-directed RNA polymerase activity. The transcript has 29 exons. The record is from RefSeq and is a predicted model, not a curated record.